CCCUGGAGCGCCGAGUGCUUACUUCCAGGGCUGGAAAUCCGCAGGGAUCUUCCACGCUGACUUUCUCGUCCCUGUGCCCCCGAACCCGAUUGGACGUGACCGGCUAAGAAGAGGAAGUUUCAGAGGGAAAGAAAAACCCAGCCGAGUUUCCUCCCUAGGAGGAACCCUCCCGUGGGCCUCUCCGUGUGAGAGCCUCAGACCCAGCAUCGAAAAUCGUACCCAGGAAGAAUCACCAUGGUGAGGAACGUGGACGACCUGGAUUUCUGCCUCGCGACCCACUCCCGGGACAUUCUGGAAGGACUGCAGGGCCUGCGGGCCAAUCCCAAGCUGUCCGACGUCACGCUGCUCGUCGGGGGCCGGGAGUUCCCGUGCCACCGCAGCGUCCUGGCCCUCUGCAGCCCCUACUUCCACGCCAUGUUUGCCGGGGACUUCGUGGAGAGCAUCUCGGCCCGGGUGGAGAUCAAGGACGUGGACGCCGCGGUCAUGGGCGAGCUCCUGGACUUCGCCUACACGGGCAAACUCACCAUCAACCAGGGGAACGUGGAGGGGCUGAUCCGCACCGCCAGCCUACUCCAGUUCCCCACCGUGCUCAAAGUGGGCUGCCGCUAUCUGCAGCAGCAGGUGGAUGCCACCAACUGCCUGGGCAUCUGUGAGUUUGGAGAGCUGCACGGCUGCCCGGAGGUGUCCUCGAAGGCUCGGGCCUUCCUGCAGGAAAACUUCGAGGCCGUGGCUCAGGAGGAGGAGUUCCUUCUGCUGCCCAAGGAGAGGCUGGCCCUCUGCCUCGCCGAUGACCUGCUGCAAGUACGGGAGGAGCAGAGCCCGGUGGAGGCCGUGCUCAGAUGGGUGAGGUACCAAGAGGGGGCCCGGGCCCGCCACCUUCCCGAGCUCCUCGGCCGGCUCCACCUGGUCUCGCUUCCCGAUCAGUUCCUCCAGGACCUUCUCUCGUCGGAGCCGCUGAUCCGGGAAUCGGAGGCGUGCCAGUCGCUCAUCUCCCGAUCCCGCAGCAUGGACUGCAUUUUCCAUCCUGGAGAUUUGGGGAAUUGUCCGGCGAUAGAAUUCCCAGGAACUCACAAGAAGGAGAACAAAUUCUUCAUUCAGCAGACCCUACUGGCCCUCCCCCAGAAACUGGAGGAGGUACUGGUGGUGGUAGGUGGGAGAGCCCUGGAGGAGGCGGAGGAUGAGGAAAACAGUGAGGAACCCCCUACUGUCUCCAGAAACUUCGCUUUCUAUAAUGCCAAGUCCAAACGUUGGACGGCCCUUCCUGACUUUCCCGAUUACCAUAAGUGGGGCUUUUCUCUGGUGGCUUUGAACAAUGAUAUCUAUGUCACAGGAGGAUCCCGAGGCACACAGGUGGACACUUGGUCCACUACCCAGUCUUGGUGCUUUCACCUGAAAAAAGGCAUCUGGAAACCUACAGCGCCCAUGCUGAAACCCCGCACCAAUCACGCCAGCACGGUCCUCAAUGGAGAGAUCUAUGCCCUGGGCGGGACCACCAUGGACAUUGUGGAGGUGGAGAGUUAUGACCCCUAUAACGAUUGCUGGUCUCUUAUCUCUCCGGCCUUGAGGUACGUUAGCAACUUCUCAGCCGUCGGAUGUCAAGGGAAGCUCUACCUCAUCGGCUCUUGUGCGUGCAAAUACAACGCCCUGACCCUACAGUGCUAUAACCCAGUUAUAGAUGUGUGGAGUGUCAUUGCAUCUCCCUUCAUCCCAAAGUACCUGUCCUCUCCUCGCUGUGCCUCCCUGCAUGGUGCGAUCUACCUCAUUGGGGACAACACCAAAAAAGUCUACGUCUAUGACCCAGAUGCCAAUCUGUGGCAGAAAGUGCAGUUACUCCACAGUCUACACGAGAACGGAGGAAUGGUGUCACUAGGAGGCAAGCUGUACGUGACAGGAGGCCGCUGGCAGGGCAUGGACGGCGACUACCGGGUGGAGAUGGAGGUUUACGACUGCAGCAAGGACGUCUGGACUAGGGAAGGGGCGCUGCCUUGCCUCUGGCUCUACCACAGCUCUUCCUCCAUUUUCAUGGAUGUUUCAAAGUGGACAGAACCCUUCGUAGGGACCCGUGACCACUGAGCGAGUCCAGCGCCGAGCCCUGGACCACAGGGGGUGUUGGCGUGUCUUUGCACUCUGUUUCCCUCCAUUGCGUUUGAGCUUCACGUUAUGCCGGAACCCUCGGCGGGAGAUUCGCAGACCAUCAGUGAGGCUGGUCCCAUGUAUCUUUGCCUCCAGUGGGCUGAAAAUGGGCAGAAAGUUCAACCUGCGAAGACCCUGACUAAAAUGAUAAAUCAUUCUCCGGGGCAGAGUUUGAGGAUUUUCCUAGAGAGCUAGCAUGAACACAAAUGGGUCCCCAGGAAGAAGGGGACAGAUUUUGUCGUGUAAGA
Messenger RNA from Tachyglossus aculeatus (Australian echidna), 2381 nucleotides. RefSeq names its product kelch like family member 30 (gene KLHL30). The transcript has 9 exons. NCBI's taxonomy places the organism in Eukaryota, Metazoa, Chordata, Mammalia, Monotremata, Tachyglossidae. Bases 235 to 2073 code for a protein of 612 amino acids. Gene Ontology annotation, molecular function: protein binding. The record is from RefSeq and is a predicted model, not a curated record.